CCAACGCCAUCUCCAUAGUCCAAACCCCCCCAAACCCUCGUUUCCCUUCGCCAUUAUCCGAACCCCUGACAAGCCCCAAGCAAGCUCCGACCACAGAACUGAGCCCAAAAUGGCGGCCGCCUCCUCCAUGCUCACCGCCGCGUCGCUCUCCUUCUCCGCGCUCCCGUCAUCGCGCCUCCGUGCCGCUCCUCCCGCCGCCGCCUCCUUCGCCGCGGCGCCGCGUCGCGCGGCUGCCGCACCCGUCGUCGUGCGCGCGGCGGCCGCCUCGUCCAAGGCCACGGCUGCGGCGGAGGCGGCCCCGAAGAAGAAGAGGGCGACCGGCAUCACCCAGCCGAAGCCCGUCUCGCCGGCGCUGCAGGCAAUCGUGGGCGUCCCGGAAAUCCCCCGCACCGAGGCUCUCAAGCGCCUCUGGGCCUACAUCAAGCAGCACAACCUUCAGGAUCCCGCAGACAAGAAGGUGGUGGUUUGUGAUGAGAAGCUGAAGGCCCUGUUUGCUGAGCGGGAGCGUGUUGGAUUCCUUGAGAUCGCCAAGCUUCUCAACCCCCACUUUGUGAAGUGAGAGGCCUCUUCCGUGGAGUUGAGUUACCGUAGUGACCUAGACUUCUAGAGAGUUGGUUUUUGUUGGUUCUGAGUUAGCUCGACUUAGUAGGAGACUCUAGCUCGUCGCAGACAAUGUUUGUGUGCCCCUGGAACCUGGUGGUGGUGGCUAUCUGAAAUCUGAAUUACUGGCCAUGUUCUGAACAACCUUCAGCUCUUUUGCUUGUAGCUUGCGUGUGUUAACAAGCUAAGCUCUCGAGUUUAAGAAUUGCCGAGUGCAUCUCAGCUUCGCUA
Molecule: messenger RNA, 831 nt
Organism: Setaria italica (foxtail millet)
Lineage: Eukaryota; Viridiplantae; Streptophyta; Magnoliopsida; Poales; Poaceae
Product: upstream activation factor subunit spp27
Exons: 2
Coding region: 110-559 (149 amino acids)
Cellular component (GO): nucleus
Source: RefSeq, a predicted model, not a curated record